AUGGUGAGGGCUCCCCUCAUGCUCGGGCCCCUGGCGCUUCUCCUGUCGCCCUGGCUGGCCGCGGCAUCGUCUUCGGAGGCGCUGAAGGAGCGGCCGGUCUCCAAGGUGAUCACCAUCCUCAAGGACAUGCUCAAGACGAUGGAGAAGGAGCAGGAGGAGGACGAGGCGAUCUACGACAAGCUGGCGUGCUGGUGCGAGACCAACGACAAGGAGAAGACGAAGGCGAUUACGGAGGCGGAGGCCCGCAUCGCGACCCUGGAGUCCUCCAUCGAGGAGGACACGGCCGCCAGCGCCAGGCUGAGCACGGAGAUCAAGAACGCUGAGCAGGAGGUGGCGAAGAACCAGCAGGCCCUGGACAAAGCCACCGCGAUCCGGGAGAAAGAGCUGGCUACGUUCAACGAGGAGGAGAAGGAGAUGCUGCAUGCGGUGUCCGCCCUCAAGCAGGCCAUCACGGUACUGUCCAAACACCACAGCGGUGCCUUCCUGCAGGUGCCGCGCACGCACCUGCUCAGCGUGGCGGCCACACUGCAGCACCUGACCGAGGAGCACUCGGAGCUCCUCAGGGGUGUCUUGUCGCCUUCCGAGCGGAGGAUGGUCACUUCGUUCGUGCAGUCCGCCGACAAGCAGGGCUACGCACCGCAGUCGGGCGAGAUCUUCGGGAUCUUGCAGCAGAUGAAGGAGACUUUUGAAAAGGACAUGUCGGAGACCCAGAAGGAAGAGAUGGCGAACCAGAAGGCGUACGAGGAGCUCAAGGCGGCAAAGGAGGCGCAGGUGGCCGCAGGGCAGGAGCAGGUCAACAGCAAGACGCAGGAGCUUGCGGAUACAGACCAGCGCCUCGCCAACUCCAAGACGGACAUCGAGGACACCAAGAAUUCCCUCGGAGCGGACCAGAAGUUCCUCAUGGAGCUGAAGGAGAGGUGCUCCAUGACCGACUCGGAGUGGGAGACGCGCCAGAAGACCCGGUCCCUCGAGAUGGAGGCCGUCUCGAAGGCGCUCGCAAUCCUCAGCUCGGACGAGUCCCACGACGUGUUCACCAGGACAUUCAACCCCACGCUGGCGCAGGUACGGCGCAGCACCGGCUCCUCGCGCCGCGAGCAGGCCUCGCGGAUGCUCGCGCGCGCGGCGGCCAAGCUGCACAGUCCGCGGUUGUCCAACCUGGCCACGCGCGUGAAGCUGGACGCGUUCGAGCGCGUGAAGAAGGCGAUCGACGAUAUGGUGGCCUCCCUGCUCGAGGAGAAGGCCGCCGAGAUCAAGCACAAGGACUUCUGCGUGAGCGGGUUCUCCGAGAACCAGCUGCAGACCGAGAAGAAGGAGCGCGCGAAGCAGGAGCUGCUUGCCCAGAUCGACACGCUCGAGAGCACCAUCAAGGACCUCACCGAUGCCAUCGACUCCCUCAAGGCCGAGAUCGCGGAGAUGACGGUGCAGCUCAAGCAUGCCGGGGAGGACCGCGAGAGGGAGAACCAGGCGUUCCAUGCGACCAUCGCAGACCAGCGUGAGACGCAGAAGGUGCUCGGGGCGGCGCUGGAGGCCUUGAGGGCGUUCUACGGGAAGCAGGAGGCCCUCGUGCAGCAGGGGCAGGAGCCGCCGCCCGGCUUCGGCGAGUACAAGAAGAGCGCCGCCAGCGGCGGGGUGAUCGACCUCAUGCAGUCGAUCAUCGCGGAUGCGAAGGCCAUGGAGGACGAGACCGUCCGGUCCGAGGAGGAUGCGCAGAAGGGGUACGAGGAUUUCGUCCAGGAGACGAACGGCUCGAUCGAGGCGAAAAAGCGGGAGAUCAUCAACAAGUCCGAGGAGAAGGCCAAGGCGGAAGCCGACCUGGUCGUGGCCAAAGAGAACAAGGACAAGGUACUGCUCGAGUUGGACCAGCUGUCGAACUACAACGCGCAGCUGCACUCGAGCUGCGACUUCAUUAUCAAGAACUUCGACCUGCGCCAGACGGCGCGCGACGAGGAGGCGAAGGCCAUCCUCUCCGGGGCCAAGUUCGAGGAGCUCCUGCAGACCGCCUGCGGCGGGGCUCAGAAGUGCAGUGCCCUCGCCCAGCAGACCGGCGACCGUUUCGACACCGUUUUCUGCGGAGGCAAAAGUAGGGCCAGCGGCGUCGCCGUGCUCGUCGGGCGCCGCUUCUCGGGGGCCGGCUCCAUCGGGCCGCCUGUGGCGAUCGCCCAGGUGCAAGUGUACUUGGCCCAGCCCCGUGCCACCUUGGAACCGCUGCCACACUGCAUGCACGUGGACGUCGCGGUGUUUGACCAGGGCGCUCUGGAGGCCGAGGGCCCAGCAGUUGCCAAGGAGGCGGCCAUCGCACCUGGCGUGGAACGUCGCCCAGACUGCCCAGGCGGCCGCGACAGCCGCGCCAGUCUGGGCCCGCAGCGCAUCGAGUCAGGCCAGCUCAUGGGCGCCGCGCCGGCCAUCUCGGGUUUUUUGCCUGAGUGGCUAGGGGUGCGGCAUGCCCCGGGCUCCGCGGCAGGCCUCCUAGAGCACCUCGACAGGGACCGCGAGUCGUGGACGCAGCUACUGGACAUGCACCACAGGACUGGCUUCACCGGUGCGGCCUGCGCCGAUCCGCCCCAGCGGCACGUCCGCUCGGUGCACCGCCGCGUCGCGGGCGCGGGCAGCCGCCUCGCGCGGCCUUUCGCGCGCCUUCGGCCCGCGGGCUGCCGGUCCGCUCCAGGCCCGCUCGGGCUGUGGUGCCCACGCGGCGCUCCCGGGGAGAUGCAGAAGUGGCCAGCGGCCAUGGGGGACGAUGGCUUCGAGCAGGUAAAGUACGGCAUGGCGUUCGAGAAGGAUACCUAUGCGGAGGGCAGGGGGAUCUCGGGGAUGUGGUUCGAGAGCGAGUCGGCAUGCACGCCUCGCACCACUACGACGUUAGGUCCACAGACGGUGCAGGGUGCUCCACCAGUGGAUGUGAUGAUCGGCUCCACCAAGUUCGGCUACACGAUCGUGGACAGUGGCACCACGUUCACGUACUUCCCAGAGGCCGUCUACGUGCCCCUGGUCAGCGCCAGAAGGCACCACUGUGAGCAGGAGCAGCACGGCUGCGGCGCCACAGAAAGCCAGGCGGACAAGACGGUGCUGGGCAUCUCCUUCAUGCUGCACAAGGACCUCGUGUUCGACAUGGCAGAGGGCCGCCGGGGCUUGGCCGACGCGGACUGUGGCUCAGAGAGAAGCCAAGCCGCGCCCUUCGUCCUGGACGACGGGGAGACUCCGCUGGCGCGGCUGCCGCUCGACGCGCAGGGGCUGGCGCGCACCAUCGCCCGCGCCCCGCGCGCGGGCAUCCGCCGGCGCCCUGGAGCCUGGGCGGCGGCGCCGCCGCUGCACCGCGCCCUCCGCGCGGCGGCCGGCGGGUCUUCUCCCGCGUCGCGCUUGGGCGCGGGCUUGGGCCGAGGCGAUCGUCCCGAUUUUUCCGCCGGUAGCGGCGCUGAUGGAGGUGGCCCGGCAGGCCGCGAGCUUGCCGCGGCGAACUUGGCGCCAGACGGGCCGAUCCUCGCCGACUCCCUCGCGGCCAUGGCGGGCGACACGGCACCCCCUCCAGCCCCCGCCGGCGCAGCGGCUGCGAAGGACGCCGCUCGCGCCGCCGGUGCUGCGCGGUGGGGCGCGGCGGGUCGUGGCGGCGGCGCCGCCCCGGUGGCUGGUCGCGCAGAGGCCGUGCAGGAGCGGCGCCUGGUCGAGGCCGCGCUGCGCCCGCGCGAGGCACUGGACAAGGCCCUCUCCGAGACGCCGGCCAGGGUGCCGGUGCCGCACGAGCCUGCCAGAACCUCGGUGCCGCCGCUGUUCGCGGCGGGCUAUGCGGGCUACCUGGGUAACGCCCGAGACGGCGCCGAGCCGCGCGGGAGCGGCGGCGGCGCGGGCGCCGACAGCCAGCCAUCUGGCGAGCAGGCGGCGCGUGCCGUGGAGCGCGCGGUGUCCCUGCGGUCGGCCCGCCUGCGGGUGCUGCCCGCGCACCGCAAGAGCUUGUCGAAGGUGUUGUGCCGCGCUGUGCUGUUCCAUUUCCUGCAGGACAAGCGGCAGGCGCUCGGCCUCGGCUCGGGCCAGCCGCCGCUGUGGCUGUGGGAGGCGCGGCGCGCUCAGGAACACUCCUCUGCCGGGAACGUGGGCCUUCUCGUCAAGUACUUGGCAGAGACAGAGCUUCAUAUCGAAGAGGGCCCGGAGCGCCGCGCGCACCUUCCGGGCUCCGCCCCGCCCUGGCAAGUGGCGCAGCGCCUCCGCGCGGAGCGCAGCCGCCUGGUGCCCGGCUGGGGCCUCGCCUCCCGCGAUUUGCACGAGGACGCCGUGUUCCGCGUCUUCCUAGACGGGCGCCUGUCCUGGCCGAGGGUGCGCGAGCUCUUGCUGGAGCGCUCGCGCGGCGCCGAGCAGGUUAAGCAAAAAAACAGAGCGCUGCGUGCGCUCCGCGGGUCGGCUCGGGUCGUCCAGGGCACCGGCGAGCGCGAGGGCUGCGAGCACCGCGGGCUGGCUCUCGGCCUCGGGUCCAGCGGAUCGCAGGGCCUCGGCCUCGUUCUGGCCUCAGACAUCUUGAGCGUCGGCUGUGUCAAGGGCAUCUCGAGCGGGGUCCUGAGCGUGCAGGGCGGCGACCAGGCGUGCGACGGGCAUCGACCGCGCAGAAGCCCCGACAAGGCCCAGCCGGCGCGCGAGGUGCCGGCCAGUGCGCGGGCCGGCGACCGGGCGGGGACGGGCGCCCGCGACGGUAGGCGGCGCGGCGGCGCCGCGCUGGCGCUCGCCGCCGCGGUGGCCGGGCUGGCGCUGCUCUCCGUCCUGUCUGCGCCGCGCGUCGCGCGGGCGGAGCAGAGCCUCGAGGACUACAUGGAGAUGAAGGCCCAGCAGAACAGGGAGGCGGCGAGGAAGGGCUGCCUGGUGACGGUGGACGGGGUCACGUACGACGUGAGCGGCUUCAUGCGGCAACACCGUGGCGGGGCGGCCGUCCUGAGCUCGUAUUGCUGUGGGGACGCCACAAAGGCGUUCAACGUGCAGCACCAGGGCUUUUCGACUGGCAGGGCCAGACAGGCGCUGGCCUCGCUGCCGAAGGCGAGCGCCGCAAAGGUGGCCAAGAAGUGCCCAACAGCAGCAGCAUCACGGUAG
Prorocentrum cordatum is the source of this 5067-nucleotide messenger RNA. NCBI's taxonomy places the organism in Eukaryota, Dinophyceae, Prorocentrales, Prorocentraceae. The record is from the annotation of a GenBank genome assembly.